Molecule: messenger RNA, 3696 nt
Organism: Ostrinia nubilalis (European corn borer)
Lineage: Eukaryota; Metazoa; Arthropoda; Insecta; Lepidoptera; Crambidae
Exons: 2
Coding region: 751-3570 (939 amino acids)
Biological process (GO): telomere maintenance; DNA repair
Molecular function (GO): DNA helicase activity
Source: RefSeq, a predicted model, not a curated record
UUAACACCUUCAAAACAGCCUUAGAAAGAAUGCCAGGGGAAAAUUACAAAUUAGUAAUACACCCAGAUCGUACGCCAAGCGGGGAACAUGAAAGACGUUAUAAUGCACCCUUAAUAAACGAAGUCGCCGCCAUGGUGUGUGGUGAACAGUUCGCAUCGCGUGAUAUUGUUUUACAAACCCGUGACAAUACAUUGACCAGGGUGCCGGACACACACAAGUUUUAUGACGCAUUACAGUACCCGCUUAUGUUUAGCAAGGGGCAAGAGGGGUACCAUUUUCAAAUUCCACAAGUCAAUCCAGUGACCAAGCUCCCCUUGCCCAACAAAAAAGUAUCGAGCAUGGACUUUUAUGCCUAUCAUAUGAUGAUACGCGAAGACGAUUUUAACGUAAUACAACGAUGCAAACAGCUCGCUAACCAGUUUUAUGUUGAUAUGUACGUGAAGGUUGAAAGCGAAAGAUUGCGAUACAUAUCUUUAAAUCAAACAAAACUAAGAGCCGAAAAUUAUAUUCAUCUCCAAGAUGCUGUAUCGAAUGAUGCCAACGUGAACCCUAAUAAUAUAGGUAAAAUGGUGAUUCUGCCCUCUUCGUUUGUGAACAGUCCCCGAUACUUACACGAGUAUACUCAAGACGCAUUUGCCUAUGUGCGUACGUAUGGUCGACCUGAUUUAUUUGUAACCUUCACCUGCAAUCCAUCUUGGUCUGAAAUAGUUGACGAAUUAAUGCCAGGUCAAAGCGCCAACGAUAGGCACGAUGUCAUUGCCAGUGUUUAGGUUAAAAGUUAAAAAGCUUAUGACUGUAAUUACUAAAGGAAGGGUUUUUGGAGAAGUGCAAUGCUUUAUGUAUUCCAUUGAGUGGCAGAAGCGAGGACUCCCACAUGCCCACAUUUUGCUUUGGUUAAAAGAUAAAUUGCGACCUGACCAAAUCGAUAAAAUUAUAAGCGCUGAAAUACCAGAUCCUAACAAUGACAAGGCACUUUAUGAUAUUGUUAUGAAAAACAUGAUCCAUGGUCCAUGCGGGGCUGAAAACCCUCAGUGCCCGUGCAUGAAAGACCGUAAAUGUACAAAAAAAUUUCCUCGCAACCUACUGAAAGAGACUCUCCAUAAUGAGAACGGCUACCCGAUGUAUCGUAGAAGAGCACCAGAAGACGGAGGCCGGACGGCAUCUGUUAAACUCCGAAAUGGUAGUCAAGUUUCUGUCGACAAUAGUUGGGUAGUACCAUAUUCGCCUGUCCUAUUAAAAACUUUUAACGCCCAUAUAAAUGUAGAAGCUUGCGGUUCCGUACGUGCAAUCAAAUACAUCUGCAAAUAUAUUAAUAAAGGCAGCGAUCAAGCUAUUUUUAAUUUCAGAAGCUCAGAGUCCUCAAACCCAGUAGACGAAGUACAAACGUUUCAGUCUGGUCGCUAUGUCAGCAGCAACGAAGCUGUAUGGCGCCUGUUAGGGUUUCCUUUGCAUGAAAGGCAUCCUACUGUUACGCACCUCAGUGUGCAUCUAGAGAAUGGUGAACGAAUUUAUUUUAAUGAAAAUAAUUUUCACCAGCGAGUGACAACACCACCAAAAACCACUUUGACCGCCUUUUUUGACCUUUGCAGAUCAGAUGAAUUUGCAAAAACACUUUUGUACGUUCAAGUACCUCGGUAUUACACUUGGGAUGCAGGUAGAAAAUGUUGGAAACGCCGAAUUCAAGGAUCUGCUGUUCUGGAUUGGCCUGGCGUUAAAUCUGGGGAUGCAUUAGGACGGGUCUAUACUGUCCACGUUAGCAACAUUGAAUGCUUUUGUUUGAGACUACUGCUACACCACGUGCGUGGGCCAACUUCGUUCAAUGAUCUCAAGAACUACAACGGUCAAACGUUUGUUACCUUCCGAGAAGCCUGUGAAACUAGAGGAUUGUUAGAGAAUGACAAUCAUUGGGACUCGACAUUAGAAGAGGCUGCACAAUGUAGAUCAGCAGCUAAGGUGAGAGAUCUUUUUGCCAUUCUCAUAGCGACGUGUGGUCUUUCAAAUCCUCAGAUAUUAUGGGAAAAGUACCAAAAUGAUAUGUCUGACGAUAUUUUGCACAGACUACAACAAAAUAAUCCCAAUAUCACAUAUAAUGAUUUAGUAUAUAACGAGGCGCUAACUAAGAUUGAAGACCAAGUGAUGGCUAUAUCUGGGAAGACAUUAUCAGAUUUUGGAAUGAACCGGCCACAAAGAAUCGGAGAAGUCAGUGGUGAUUUAAUAAGAGAACUGGACUACAAUGUCUCUUCUUUACAGCAACAAAUAUCAGAGUCAGUUCCUCGAUUAAACACGGAACAAAAAUUAGUCUUUGAUAUUGUUGUGCAAAGAAUCUAUAAUGCCCAAAUUCGCAAAGACAAAGGAAUAGCUGUUGCUGUAGCUUCCUCUGGAAUUGCAUCGACGCUGCUCGAUGGUGGCCGCACGGCACAUUCAGUACUUAAACUCCCAUUAAAUUUACAUCAUGAGGAAAUUCCAGUGUGUAACAUCACAAAAAACAGCGAUCGUGGCCGAAUGCUACAGCAAUGCAAGCUGUUGGUGUGGGAUGAGUGCACAAUGUCGCAUAAAAAAGCGAUCGAGGCGCUCAAUCGGACUCUGAAAGAUAUCAGAAGUAACCCGAGUUUAAUGGGUGGGAUGGUAGUGCUGCUUGCUGGUGAUUUUCGACAGACACUACCUGUCAUUACUAGAGGCACUCCAGCAGAUGAGAUAAAUGCAUGUUUGAAAGCGUCUACAUUAUGGGUGCAUGUAAAAAAAUUUUGUCUCACUAAAAACAUGCGAGUACAACUACAUAAUGAUACGCAAUCGGGGCAAUAUGCAGCUGCUCUAUUGAAAAUCGGUGAAGGUCGAAUGACUACGGACGCUAACGGCAUGAUUACAUUAAAUCAAGAAUUUUGUAAUGCUGUCCAAAACUUGGAAGAUCUUAAAAACAACGUCUAUCCCGGUUUAGAAUAUAACAUGAGGAAUAGAGAAUGGCUGUGUGAAAGGGCAAUAUUAGCACCGACCAAUGAAAUCGUGGGAAAGAUCAAUGAAAGAAUGAUGUCACAUGUGCAAGGCGAUGUUGUCGAAUAUUUGUCAGUAGAUAUUGUCAUGGACAGUGAACAGGUGACGUCUUAUCCUACCGAGUUUCUAAACUCUUUAGAGCUGUCAGGAGUGCCGUCUCAUAAGCUGAGACUGAAAGUUGGGGUUCCAGUUUUAUUAAUGAGAAAUCUCGAAGCGCCGAGACUAUGCAACGGGACUCGAUUGCAAAUUACGCAGCUAGGACGCAAUAUUAUUAGAGCAAUUAUAAUGACAGGUAUAGCUAAAGAUGAAGAAGUUUUGAUUCCACGCAUACCCAUGAUCCCUACAGAUUUACCGUUUCAGUUUAAAAGAAUCCAGUUUCCCCUCAAACCAGCCUUCGCAAUGACCAUUAACAAAGCGCAAGGGCAAACACUUAAAGUAGCAGGUGUCCAUUUAGAGAAAAACUGUUUUUCGCAUGGCCAACUGUACGUGGCCUGCUCGCGAGUGUCGAGUCCAAACAAUCUCCACAUUUUAACAAAUGAUAACAAAACAGCAAACGUUGUGUACAAAAAUGUUUUAAAUUAGGUCAUUUAAAAAUAUUUUUGUACACAACGUGAGGCUGGCCCCUGUAAGAGUCUCUUAGACAUAAGGGACCAGGAUUGACAAAAACUAAUUUCACGCGGGCGAAGCCGCGGGCGGAAGCUAGUGAAG